CAUUAGAAUUUAGCAUUGAUCUUGACUGAAUUACUCUCAAAGCCUCCAAAUCACCAUGUCUAAGCAUGAAUCGAAAAAAGAUUUACCAUUGAACUCAAAUCCCACCAUUGAUUCAACGGAGAGCCAACCCUUUAUCCUAAACAAUGAUGGUAGUGUCACAAGGCAUAUGCAAAUACCAAACAUUGAACCCACACAAGACCCAAACAACAUUGUUAUCUCCAAAGAUGUCCCUCUUAGUCCUAUUAAUAAAACAUGGUUACGUUUAUUUCUACCUAGCAUAGCACUUCAUAAUUCCAAAAAACUCCCUCUAAUUAUAUAUUAUCAUGGAGGUGGUUUUAUUUUCUUUAGCGCUUCAUCCACAAUUAAUCACGAUUUUUGUUUUAAAUUAGCCGAAAAAAUUAACGUCGUGGUUGCCUCCGUGGACUACCGUCUAGCGCCCGAGUCACGUCUCCCGGCCGCCUAUGAUGACGCAGUGGAGGCAUUACAUUGGUUAAAAACUACAAAUGAAAAAUGGAUACGUGAAUCUUGUGAUGUUUCAAAUUGCUACCUUAUGGGAUCCAGUGCGGGAGGGAACAUUGCUUAUCAUGCGGGUUUACAUGUGGCCGCAGCCAUUGAUGGGUUUGACUUUGACCAAUUGAAGAUCAAAGGGUUGAUAUUGCACCAUCCAUUUUUUGGUGGGUCCCAUAGGACGGAGUCUGAGAUAAGAUUGGAAAAUGAUCGAGCUUUGCCUCUUAGGGGUUCUGAUCUAAUGUGGGAGUAUGCAUUGCCUAAGGGUGUGGAUAGGGAUCAUAAGUAUUGUAAUCCGACGGCUGUGGAUGAAGGAGAUUGUUUUUGCUUUGAUGAAAUUAAACGGCUGGGAUGGAAGAUUCUUGUCACGUGUUGUAAUGGGGACCCUUUGAUUGAUCGUCAAGUUGGGUUUGUGGAGAUGUUGAGAAGCAAAGGGGUUAAAGUUGUGGGAUACCUUGGAGAAGGUUUUCAUGGGAUGGAACUAUUGGAUCCAACCAAAGAUGAACCACUAUUUGAACAAGUAAAAGAUUUGAUAAAUCAAUGUUGA
This is a messenger RNA of Cicer arietinum (chickpea), 1054 nucleotides long. RefSeq names its product carboxylesterase 1-like. NCBI's taxonomy places the organism in Eukaryota, Viridiplantae, Streptophyta, Magnoliopsida, Fabales, Fabaceae. The record is from RefSeq and is a predicted model, not a curated record. Gene Ontology annotation, molecular function: hydrolase activity.